AUGGCUGACAAGGACGCGUCCGAAGAGAAGAAAGAACCCAGAAAGUAUCCCAAGACGGGUGUUGACUUUAACCGGGCACAGUUGGAGCGACUCCUAAAGAAUCCAGACAAGCCAGUCGUGUUGCCGGAGCCCCCAAAGGAGAAGACGAUCCGUCCUCCAAAAGAUAUGGUCAAAAAUGUUCAAGGAAGUAGCGCUGGAGCCGGAAGUGGUGAAUUUCAUGUCUACAAAGCAAGCAGACGACGCGAGUAUGAGCGUAUAAAGCUUAUGGAAGAUGAAAAGGCCAAGGAAGAGAUGGAAGCUGUGACCGAAAGGCGGAAGAGAGAGCGAGAAGAGGAGGCUGAAGCCAAAACGGCCAAAAACCGUGCGAAGCGUCAAAAACGGAAAGAAGCGGCACGUCAAAAGGGCAAAGGAAAGCCAAAAGGCGAUGUACCGGAGCGGAAAGAGCAAGCAGGCGGUGGCGACUCUGAGAGUGACGAUGGACGACCGGGUCCGGAUGUUCCGUUCAAAAAGAAGCGAUUGGUGGCACCAGAGGUUAUUUCUGUCGCAAAGGCUCCGAGCGAGGACGAAGACGAGGAAAUGGCUCCAACCAGCGCACCGGCGGCUUCGACAGUGAAAGCAAACGUAACGAUUCAUGAUGAAGACUGA
This is a messenger RNA of Serendipita indica DSM 11827, 645 nucleotides long. NCBI's taxonomy places the organism in Eukaryota, Fungi, Basidiomycota, Agaricomycetes, Sebacinales, Serendipitaceae. The record is from the annotation of a GenBank genome assembly.